CCAUCGAUGCCUUGGUUCACGCACGUACCCCAUCGAGUGUUUCAAAUCACGGCUAAGUUGUAUGCAGAGGAGCUCGUUGCGAUUCUAUUAUUUUUCUCGAUGGUUCUCUGGUUGCCCUUUUUGCGCUAUGUGUUGGGGAAUGCAGGCUUAUUUUGGUGGCUUAUUGUUGGGAGUGUUGGCUCAUUUGGAUGCAUAGUUGUGUUUGAAAUGGCGAUUCUGCGAAAUCCUCGUUUCAUGGUGAAGUCCGCGAGCGAUGGUCCGUCGAUUUUGGAGCCGCCCGAGUACAAAAAGUACGGAGCUCCUCGGCAAGUCGGGCGCGAAGUGCGUGUUGAUGGAAAGCAGUUUCGAGAUUCCGAGGGGAGGAGAGUGCAUUUGAGAGGCAUAAAUGUUGGAGGAAUGUCGAAGGUCCCCUAUGGAACUACGACCAACGAACCGGACAUUCCGUAUGGCGCGGGAGUGACCUUUGUCGGGAGGCCCUUCCCUUUAGCCGAGGCAGAGGUUCAUCUGGCUCGACUGCGCGCCUGGGGACUCACCUUUUUACGAUUGGUUGUUACGUGGGAAGCCCUGGAGCCUCACAGGCCGGACGAAUACGAUGAGGAAUAUAUAGAGUAUAUUGUGAAACUAGUGAGGAAGUGCCGAGAGUUUGGCAUCAGUGUUGUCAUAGAUCCUCACCAAGACGCCUGGUCUCGGUGGACUGGGGGGGACGGCGCGCCACGGUGGACUCUGGAGAAAAUUGGUUUGGAUGCGGACAAGUUGUCAGCAGCUGGGAUUGCAGUCUUGCAUGAGGCCAACUUGAAUGAUGAAGCAGGAGACCCGGAAAGGUUCUAUCCGCAUAUGGUGUGGCCGACCAACAACUUUAUGUUUGCAGCAGCAACUAUGUGGGCGAUUUUCUUUGCUGGUGAAGAUUAUGCGCCCAAUACUAAGAUUGGUGAUGAGAAUGCUGGUGAGUAUCUUCGUCGUCAUUACUACGGUGCUGUGAGCGCCUUAGCGGAGGCGCUCAAAGACGAGGCAAACGUACUGGGCUUUGAGACUAUGAAUGAACCUAACAUGGGGUGGAUCGGUCGGGAUCUUGGCCUUGAUAAGUACGACUCGUCUCAGCCGCUCGGCUAUCUGGCGAGCCCGUGGGAAAGCAUGCAGUUGGCUAAUGGGAAGUCUAUCACUGUUGCUAAAUAUGGAGAAGCGUAUAAAUAUCUCGGGCAUUAUACGCUGAAUAAGGAGCAUGUUAGGGCGUUCCUGCCGGGCUAUAGAGAUCCGUGGUAUGAUAAUGGAGUUUGGGAUUAUGAUUGUGAGGGGAAGAUGCGCCUGUUGAAGAAGGGGUAUUUUGACAUGAAGACUAAGGAAGAUUUUCAAGGUGGCAACUUGCGUGCUGAGUACGAUGGGCUUACUUUCCAAUUUUGUAUAUACCGUACGUGGGCUGCGAUGAGGGUGUCGGAAGAAGGAAUGCAUCUGGUGGUGGGUCCAGACGUCGCUGAACGAGUCCAUAAGGAGUCGUUAGCGAGAGUGGCUCAUAGUGGUGAUCAGGUUGGACCUACUAUGUUGGGGGAAUCUGGUGUGCAUUGGUGUGGCAGCUACGCGGCUACUGACAUGGCUUUGAAUGAUGGUAUGCGGGCUAUUGAAAGUAGUCUUAUACCAGCGGUGACGAUAUGGAAUUAUGCACCUGACAAUAAUGAGGAAGAUAAGGAUGGGUGGAAUAAAGAAGACCUGUCGAUCUUUACGAGUGAACCGAAUCCCCGGCUAGACAGCAACGGCGGGCCCCAUCUGAGGAUGCCGUCUGCAGUCAGGCCAUAUCCUUUUAAGUUGGCUGGCAAGCCAUUGGAAGUGCGCUUCGCUGGAUUGAGUUCUGAUAAGACCUUUAUUCUUCGAUUCGAGACGGAUCCGAAAUGCACAUCUCAUGUGUCUGAAAUAUUCGUCCCUCUGUGCAUUCACUAUCAAGAAGGCGUUGAAGUGGAAGUCUCUGAUGGGAGCUGGAAGAUUGACGCUCCUAAUCAGACUUUGUACUACACUCAUGAUUCCAAUGUAAUAUGA
Molecule: messenger RNA, 2025 nt
Organism: Perkinsus marinus ATCC 50983
Lineage: Eukaryota; Perkinsozoa; Perkinsida; Perkinsidae
Exons: 19
Coding region: 7-2025 (672 amino acids)
Biological process (GO): carbohydrate metabolic process
Molecular function (GO): hydrolase activity, hydrolyzing O-glycosyl compounds
Source: RefSeq, a predicted model, not a curated record